This is a messenger RNA of Linnemannia hyalina, 1074 nucleotides long. NCBI's taxonomy places the organism in Eukaryota, Fungi, Mortierellomycota, Mortierellomycetes, Mortierellales, Mortierellaceae. The record is from the annotation of a GenBank genome assembly.
AUGAACGUCCGUCCCACCGCCAGAUUCGCCAUCAACCUCACCCGCGGCGCCUUCUCUCAAUCCAUCAAGCGCGCCCUCAACACGACACCUGCACCAGUGACAGCACCAUUGUCGUCACUGUCCAAGUUUGUCAAGAUUGUGGAGGUCGGCCCUAGGGAUGGACUGCAGAAUGAGAAACAGGUGAUUCCUGCCGAGACAAAGAUCGAGUUCAUCAACCGCCUUUCGGACACUGGUCUCUCUGUCGUCGAGGCUACUUCCUUUGUUUCUCCCAAGUGGGUUCCUCAGAUGGGAGAUGCCACCAAGGUGAUUACAUCGAUCAAGAAGAAGGACAAUAUCAACUACCCUUGCUUGACUCCCAACAUCCAGGGUCUGGAUGCCGCGAUCAAGGCUGGCGUCAAGGAGGUCGCUGUCUUUUUGGCUGCCUCGGACUCCUUCAGCAAGAAGAACAUCAACUGCUCAGUCGAGGAGAGCUUUGAGCGUGUCCGCCCCUUGAUCACCAAGGCCCAGGAGAACGGCAUCUUGGUCCGCGGAUACGUGUCGUGUGUGGUUGGUUGCCCUUAUGAGGGUCCCAUUGCACCGAGAAGGGUCGCCGAGGUGUCAAAGAAGCUGUACGAUAUGGGAUGCUACGAGAUUUCGUUGGGUGAUACCAUCGGAGUCGCCACCCCCGGCACUAUCCGCGAGCUGUUGCAAACUGUCUCCCAGGUCGUCCCCAUGAAGGCCCUUGCCGUCCACUGCCACGAUACCUACGGCCAAGCCCUCGCCAAUAUUCAUUGCGCCCUCGAGAUGGGCGUGCGUGUGGUUGAUAGUUCGAUGGCAGGACUGGGAGGAUGCCCCUAUGCACCCGGCGCAUCAGGAAACGUCGCGACAGAGGAUGUUGUGUACAUGUUGCACGGAAUGCACUACAGCACUGGAAUCGAUCUUGGAAAGGCCAUCGAGACUGGAAACUGGAUCUCGGAGAGGUUAGGCAAGGCUAACGGAUCCAAGGCAGCUAGAGCCUUGACCUUGAAGGCCAUCUCUGCUGCCGCUGCCCCAUGCCCUCCUACUCCCGAGUCUCCCGUCAAGAGCAAGCUGUAA